AUGCUUCGUCCUAGGACUCUCGUUGCUGGAAUCCUAGCUUUUGCGACCGUGGUCUAUCUUUGGACUGCGCUACAUCUUGGGUCCUUCGACGCCGUACACGCAGCCACAACACAAGAUGCGCUCACAAGCAACAUCAAAGAGUCCCGUCUUCACCUGCUCGUAGUAGCUACCAGCAGCGGCCUUGAUUUAUGCCGCCUUCUCCUCUCCGCCUCUAUUCUCUCGUAUCCAACUCCGGUUUUGAUUGACUGGGCUGGAGAGGGUGCAUUCAAUGCUGCAGAAACCCACCUUGCGAAGAUCGCAGGUCCUCUUCGCUACCUCGAGAAUCUUACCGCCAUACAGGACACCGACAUAGUCCUUCUCCUAGAUGGAUUCGACGUCACCUUCCAGCUCGGCCCGGAUAUUCUGUUGAAACGGUACUUCGAAGAAACGGCUGCUGCAAACGAGCGUUUGAUCGCCCAGUAUGGCAAAAGGCAUGUGCGCAAACACAACGUCUACAACAGCAUCCUUUUCGGGCCGGAUAAGACCUGCUUCCCUGAAGAUAUACAGCGUUUAGCAUGCUGGAUUGUACCCCAAUCGCCUCUCCAGCCCGACGCAUUUGGCCCUUUUACCGACGGUUGGGGGGACAUGCAACACGCAAGACCACGCUGGUUGAACUCCGGCACCAUUAUGGGACCCGCUGCUGAAAUGCGAGAUAUGUUUCGUGCGACCCAAAAGAAAAUCGACAAGACGUAUGAUCCCGAGUAUGUGCUGCGCAACUCUGAUCAGAAGUAUUUGGCGGACGUAUGGGGUGACCAGGAAUAUUCGCGUAUAUUGUCGCAUGGAGAUAUGCCUUACGGGAUACCUGAAGAGGUCCAAGAAGUUGGUCUACCGACGCUUGAGGAAGGUCAGGAAACUGAAUAUCACAUUGGCCUAGAUUACCGAUCAAGCUUGUUUCAAACAGCCGCUGGAUACAGGAACUAUUUGGCGUGGAUGACGACAAACCGUUCCUCGCUUCCUUCAACAUCGACAUCUAUAGAGCCGUACCGGAUCGAUCUACAGGAAGACGUGCUACAAUCUAAGAAGCCGUUUGCUGCCAUUUCCGACGAUGCAGCGUUGAUGGAGACUUCAUGGCGAAAUGUGUCUCUCGGCUUCAACACUGUUACUGGUCAGGCUUUUUCACUGCUGCACUUUACAGGCGACAAGUCCCUGCGGGAUAAUUGGUGGCCUCGAAUGUGGUAUCUUAAAGAGGCUGAGCGCCUUCAACGUGCAUCAGCUCAGGUACAUGAUCGAAAGAUCGGAUCAGAUCCCAUCAAUGGGGUCUCGUGGAUGAAGAACAUGCUAUAUGAUAGGAAAGAACGCGAGUCAGAAGAGAAAUCAGGAGCUUGGAGUGAUGAGGGAGAAGCGCUCUCGUGGGAAUCCCUUUGCGGUUCACACGAGCGUGCUUUGUACAGUGGAGAGCCAGAAUCUGAGGAUGUUUCAUUUGCGGAGGUUAUAUAUCGUUGA
This is a messenger RNA of Alternaria atra, 1482 nucleotides long. RefSeq lists its product as uncharacterized. NCBI's taxonomy places the organism in Eukaryota, Fungi, Ascomycota, Dothideomycetes, Pleosporales, Pleosporaceae. The record is from RefSeq and is a predicted model, not a curated record. The transcript has a single exon. The coding region runs from base 1 to 1482 and encodes 493 amino acids.